AUGUGUCAGUGUGUUCAUCUGCAGCAGCUCGGGCCCCGGGGCCUCACAUGUGUCAGUGUGUUCAUCUGCAGCAGCUCGGGCCCCGGGGCCUUACAUGUGUCAGUGUGUUCAUCUGCAGCAGCUCGGGCCCCGGGGCCUUACAUGUGUCAGUGUGUUUCAUCUGCAGCAGCUCGGGCCCGGGGCCUCACAUGUGUCAGUGUGUUCAUCUGCAGCAGCUCGGGCCCCGGGCCUCACAUGUGUCAGUGUGUUCAUCUGCAGCAGCUCGGGCCCCGGGGCCUUACAUGUGUCAGUGUGUUCUUCUGCAGCAGCUCGGGCCCCGGGCCUUACAUGUGUCAGUGUGUUCUUCUGCAGCAGCUCGGGCCCCGGGGCCUUACAUGUGUCAGUGUGUUCAUCUGCAGCAGCUCGGGCCCCGGGGCCUUACAUGUGUCAGUGUGUUCAUCUGCAGCAGCUCGGGCCCGGGGCCUCACAUGUGUCAGUGUGUUCAUCUGCAGCAGCUCGGGCCCCGGGGCCUUACAUGUGUCAGUGUGUUCAUCUGCAGCAGCUCGGGCCCCGGGGCCUUACAUGUGUCAGUGUGUUCAUCUGCAGCAGCUCGGGCCCCGGGGCCUCACAUGUGUCAGUGUGUUCAUCUGCAGCAGCUCGGGCCCCGGGGCCUUACAUGUGUCAGUGUGUUCAUCUGCAGCAGCUCGGGCCCCGGGGCCUUACAUGUGUCAGUGUGUUCAUCUGCAGCAGCUCGGGCCCCGGGGCCUCACCCUUCACUGA
This is a messenger RNA of Knipowitschia caucasica, 759 nucleotides long. Lineage: Eukaryota; Metazoa; Chordata; Actinopteri; Gobiiformes; Gobiidae. The record is from the annotation of a GenBank genome assembly.